Vitrella brassicaformis is the source of this 473-nucleotide messenger RNA. The record is from the annotation of a GenBank genome assembly. NCBI's taxonomy places the organism in Eukaryota, Vitrellaceae.
CUGCGUGUGUGUGGCCGUCUUUCGUCGUGUCCUGUAUAUAUCUAAAUCAUACUAGCCAUCAAUGAGGCUCGUCGUACGACGUCCAUUUAUCCAUGCAGCUGCUUCCACACGCGCUGCAUCAUCUGCACCAAGACGCCGACGUACCUGCCGUAUGUCGACACAUACUCGCAGCUGCCGUCCAUAAGUGUUGCCGUAGCAUUGUAGUUUGUCGCCCACGCAUCAGUGCAUCCCCUCACGGCGUGAUGACAGCUUCCGUCGUCCUUCUGCGCCCGCUCGUCGUAGUCGGUGGCUGCCUUGUCGGUGCAGCCGAGGUGCAGGGGAACGGCCAGUUCGUCAUCCUGCCCUCCCUGCUCAUGCUGCUGGGCAUCUGUGGACGGCUGUAGCUGGAAUGAAGCGCCGCUGCCGCUGAUCGCGACGGACAAAGAGCCACUGCUGACAAUGAUGAGGGCGAUGAGAAACGGCGUUGCCUGCAU